Molecule: messenger RNA, 3087 nt
Organism: Myzus persicae (green peach aphid)
Lineage: Eukaryota; Metazoa; Arthropoda; Insecta; Hemiptera; Aphididae
Exons: 1
Coding region: 1-3087 (1028 amino acids)
Biological process (GO): DNA integration
Molecular function (GO): nucleic acid binding
Source: RefSeq, a predicted model, not a curated record
AUGCGGGAUGAGAAGCUUCAAAGGGAAUACACCAGAUUCAUGGAGGAAUACCUUGACCUUGGGCACAUGGAAGAGGUAAUUGAUGAAGACCAAAUACCCAAGCGAUCGUCCUAUCUACCUCACCAUGCCGUGAUAAAGGAAUCAAGUCUAACCACCAAGGUCCGCGUUGUAUUCGAUGCGUCUGCAAAGAGUUCGACGGGUGUCACGCUCAAUGAUGUGUUGAUGUGUGGUCCAAAUGUCCAAGAGGAUGUCUUCUCCAUAUUAGCCAGAUUCAGGAAGCAUCAAUACGUGUUGACAUCAGAUAUCGAAAAAAUGUUUAGACAGGUAGCAGUUUCAAAAUCGGACUGGGAUCUUCAGCGCAUUGUGUGGAGAGCCAGACCCAGUGAUCCUUUGCGCACAUUUCGACUCACAACCGUGACUUAUGGGACUACAUCUGCCUCAUUUCUUGCAACUCAGUGUCUAGUAACCUUGGCAGAAAAUGUAAAGGAGUUACACCCUGAUGCAGCUCGAAUAAUCAAGAGAGAUUUCUACAUUUAUGACCUCAUGUCAGGGGCUGAUACAGAAGAGGAAUGUUUGAAGCUACAACAACAAAUAAGUGAUGUUUUGCUUUCCGCCAAACUCAAAUUACGAAAAUGGUGUUCAAAUUCUGUGAGGGUGUUAGAGAAUAUAGACAAGGUUAAGGACGAUCCACUUUUUACUUUAGAAAUUAAGGAUGGAAAUACGGUGAAGUCUCUGGGGCUUGGUUGGAAACCGUUAGCAGAUCAGUUCCACUUUAACAUCUCUAUGGACCCGUCUUUGAACAAGUGCACAAAGAGGACAUUGCUAUCGGAUUUAAAUCGUGUGUUUGACCCACUUGGAUUCUUAUGCCCUGUUUUACUAAGAGGAAAAAUGUUUUUACAGCAAAUAUGGUCAAUGAAAUUAGAUUGGGAUACGCAACUUUCUCCUGACAUUCAAGGAAGGUGGAAAUCAUUCAUUCGCGAGUUGCAGGAUCUCAAAUGUUUAUCUAUUCCAAGGAAAGUGAAGCCGUUGUCAAGACAUCCCCCCGAAAUACAUGGGUUUUGCGAUGCCUCCCAGGAAGCAUAUGGGGCUUGCAUCUAUAUCAGGACUAGAGAUAAUCAAGGAAGGUGGAAUUCUCACCUUCUUUGUGCGAGGACAAGAGUGGCACCUCUGAAGGAAUGGACCAUACCUCGACUAGAGUUAAGUGGAGCAUUGCUGCUAGUCGAAUUAGCAAACAAGGUCGCCGAGUCAUGGUCUGUGGAACUAUGUACAUUCCAACUGUGGACAGACUCGACAAUAGUAUUAGGAUGGCUGAAUAGUCAAACCACACGGUUAAAAACGUUUGUAUCCAAUCGAAUCAAUCAGAUACUAGAGCUUACCGACAUCAAACAAUGGCAUCACAUUAGGAGUGAGGAUAACCCAGCCGAUGUGGCAUCAAGAGGAUUAAGGCCGACAGAAAUAUUAUCUUGCGCUAAGUGGUGGAAUGGACCUAGUUGGCUGGUAACAGAAGGACACAAUUGGAAAUCCGAAGCUGAAUCAAUUAUUAAAGAAGAAGACCUGCCUGAGAUAAGACCAAUUCGACUUGCAUUAAUAACGACCAACAUAACCAGCGAUUUGCUACCCUUAUACUCAGAUUGGAUUAAGCUUGUCCGCGCAAUCGCUUGGUUAGGAAAAUUCAUAGAGUUCAAGCGAGCCAAAACUUCAGGAAGCAGUUUGCCACGGUACCUUACAGUAUCAAAUAUCCGCUUAGCAGAACGUAAACUAAUAAAGGGUGCGCAAGCCGACGAAUUUGGAAUAGACCUCAUGAACCUCCUUGCAGGAAGGUCAAUUCAGAAAAGAAGUGUUCUGAGAACUUUGUGCCCGUUUAUUAGUGAAGAUGGAGUAAUCUUGGUUGGAGGGCGACUUGGGAAUGCCGAUAUUGCUGCGACCCAAAAGCAUCCAAUAGUAUUACCUUCAAAGCACAAGGUAACAAGACUAAUCUUUGAGGACCAACAUAGAGCCUUGCAUCACUGUGGUCCACAAGCUCUCUUGGCCGCUGUCCGACAACGUUAUUGGCCACUACGAGGUAGAAUAAUGGCACGGUCGGUGACAUCUCGCUGCGUCACCUGUAUUCGCUCAAGGCCGAAAUUCGAGAACCCAGUAAUGGCACCCUUGCCUAAGAAUCGCGUGCAAUUUUCAAGACCAUUCACAAUAACAGGUGUUGAUUUCGCAGGACCCUUACUUAUCCGAAGUGGCAUACGUAGAGUAACAGCAAUAAAAACCUGGAUAGCAGUAUUUGUAUGUUUUGCGACCAGAGCAAUUCACCUAGAGGCGGUUGUUGGGCUCACAAGCGACGCAUUCAUGGCAUCAUUGCGACGCUUCAUGUCCAGACGUGGAAAAUGUAAUAAGAUAUAUAGUGAUAACGGAACAAACUUCGUGGGCGCACAAAAGGAGCUGUCCAACUACGUGAAGAACACUGAAGAUCUCAUGGCACGGGAAGGAGUAGAAUGGCAUUUCAACCCACCAUCAGCCCCUCAUUUCGGUGGCUUAUGGGAAAGCGCAGUAAAGAGCGUAAAAACUCAUUUAGUUCGCGUCGUCAAGGAUACCCGCCUCAAUAUCGAAGAGCUACAAACCCUGCUGUGCCAAAUCGAAGCGUGUGUCAACUCUCGACCCAUGACUCCAUUGAAUAGUGACCCAUGUGAACCUGAUGCCCUCACACCAGCACACUUCCUAGUGGGUGGCCCGUUACUGUUGCCAGCCGAACCCGAGAUACCACAAAAUGAAGUAGCGCACUUUAAGCGUUGGAAAUUUGUACAAGGUCUAAUGCAGAUGUUUUGGAGAAGAUGGUACAGCGAGUAUUUGCCGCAGCUUCAAGUCAGAGGACGGUGGUUGACCUCAAAAAAGGAAAUGUCCAUAAAUGACGUGGUAAUAAUAAAGGAAGAUUGUUCUCCACCGACCAAAUGGAAGUUAGGAAGAAUAAUCAAGGUGCAUCCCGGAGGCGAUGGUAUCAUUCGUGUAGUGACUCUACGUACCACUACUGGAGCUGAAAUGCAAAGGCCCGUCAGUAAAUUAUGUCGGCUCCCACUAGAGCAAGAAGUUGAAACUUUAUAA